Molecule: messenger RNA, 912 nt
Organism: Scomber japonicus (chub mackerel)
Lineage: Eukaryota; Metazoa; Chordata; Actinopteri; Scombriformes; Scombridae
Product: POU domain class 2-associating factor 1
Exons: 5
Coding region: 1-912 (303 amino acids)
Biological process (GO): positive regulation of transcription by RNA polymerase II
Cellular component (GO): RNA polymerase II transcription regulator complex
Molecular function (GO): transcription coactivator activity; DNA binding; POU domain binding
Source: RefSeq, a predicted model, not a curated record
AUGCACUGGGAGAAAUCGCCAUCAUCAUCACUGGCCAGGUCCAGGCCAUACCAAGGCGUCCGAGUCAGAGACCCAGUCAAAGAGCUUCUGAGGAGGAAGAGGAGUCUGGAGCCGCAAAGCACCAAGACAGUUCCCCCUCCUGCGGAUGUGGUCACGCACAACAGCCAAUCAUCAUACACGCAAGGCGUUUUUGGCUCUGAUGUUGCCACCGCCUCCCCAGCUGACUCAUUGGUUACAGUCAGUGAUGGAGGGUUGCAGUGCACGGGGUGGAAAGCUGCACCGUCCACCACCAGCGCCGGGCCUCAGCCUGCUGUAUCACACUGGUCUCCAUCUGAUUACAACCAGCAGGACCCCUCAACUCAAACUAUGGCCUACCCAGCUGCCCCCACCUUGACAGCUGAUGUGUAUAUGCAGACUCUGUGCCCCAGCUACACCAUGCUGACCUACACACACGCGCCACUGCUCACUAACUUCGGGACCAUACCUGUGGCAUCAGCACCAUCCUCCCUCCCUCAGAUGGAGCUGCCGGAUUCAGGGCUGACCUACUUCCCCUGGGCCCAGCCCCUCACCACCAUAUCCACCAUGCCUAGCCCAGGGGUCCAGUUUGCCCAGGGUUCUACAACCCUGCCUGGAUCACCUGUGGUCCACAUGCCUUUGUCCAUGUCUUUAGCCACCAUGAUCCCUCAGAUGGAGAGCCAGGGUGUGGAUCCUCAUCCUGAGAUCCUGGAGCUUCCACAACGUUCAGACCACCAGCUGGACCCUGUGCAACAAGACCAUAGUCUUGAUGAAGAUUCAGUGGUAGAGCCAGGAUCACCAAACCUACUGGAUAAACUUCUUGAGGAUCAAAAGGAAGAUGGUGAAGAGGAGGGAAAGGACUCUUUCAGUAGCUCGCUCUUCAUUCAGCAUGUCUGA